AUGAGUUGGGAAUGGCGACGACACAACACCUCGCGCAACAAUUAUGACAGUGUCAACGCAUUACCUCCAGACCGUGACUAUUCUUCUGAGUUUGACAUAUUUGACUCGCAACCCACACCAGUUGAAGCACAUCCUUGUCAUGAAGUAAAGGAAAUUAAAGACGUGAAACAUGCAAGUGACUUAAAGUGUUUCAACCACGGAGUACAACACGUUUCACAACAACGUGAGAGUCAAAUUGUAUUGCAUCAAGAAACACAAUUAGACAUUAUUAAUGACUUUCAAGAGAAGGAAGAUAUACAACCACUUAUUACUUCUACUGAAAACAGAGAAGAACUUUCUCGAGAUCAAAGUAAUAGUAGUGUCAAUGUACAUGAAGAAAAUGAAAUUGCUGAUUCCAUACUCCGUUUACCACUAACCCCAUCAACUCAUAUUCAAACACCAAACACUUUCAAUGAAGAGUUCAAACCAAAGCGGAGAAUACCUCCAGAAGAACUCCAAAACUUUGAUAAACCGGAAAAUUGUUCGUUUCCUGAGAUCGCAUCACAAGACCCUUUUAAGGAAGAUACAUUUGAUCCACAAGACUCUUUUCUCUUCAUCGGCCCUACAAAGCAUUCAUACAUCUCUACAGUCUAUCAAAAAAUUACUAAACUGUUGAAAAAGAAAAACGUGAAAGCCGUCUUCUUUAUGGAUGUUGUCGAAGUGAAAGAAGGUGAGAAGUUCCCACCAUCACCAUGUCCCGUCUAUAUCUUGUCUCUUCCAUUCUAUAAAGAGCAAUUAGAAAAAGUUAUUGUUGGCGAAACGACUAUACUCUCUGGUAUUGGGUCGUUCUAUAUCGAUAAGUACUCUUUCGUGUAUUCUACAAUCGACGAAACGGUCGACGCUGUCCAAUACAAAACGACUAAACAACUCAUCAAAAACUUUUACCCUAAAGAGAACUGCACCUUCAUGCUGACAUCUUACUGGCCUUCAUAUGUCCUCGACAGACUUUCACUCUCGUCCAAACCAACUUUCAAAGUGACAUACAGCGAUGUCGCAGCAAUUUUGGCGAAAGGGACAAACCCUAAUUAUCACUUCACGUCCGGUAAAAUGUUUUAUCAACGCCCACCAUUUAGAACGGAAAUCGAAAACAAAACUGUCAUCUCCGAGUUUUACUCCCUUGCCCCAGAGACCGAAUACAAGAAGUGCAAAAGCGUGUUUUUAGUCCAACCAAAGAAACAACAAAAAUGGGAGAACAACAUCAAUCCGUAUGACAGAGUCAAAUUUUCGAAAGCCGUUUUCAACGAGUUGGAGAGUGAGAGACAAAGACUUGUGGGCCAGAAGGAGAGGCGGAAAGAGGCUGCAAAAGAUGUACAGAAGAGUAGUGUUGAACGACAUACCCCACCACCCAAAGAGACAAAACCGAUCAAACAAAGAACUUUGACACCACAAGAGCGACUGUGGACGUGUUGGUUUUGUAUGUCGAGCACAUCAAGUUUUGAUGAUAAAUUGUUGAUCUCAUGUGGAUUGUAUUUCUAUAUAACAUACGCAAAAGGGCCGUUAAUCGAAAGAUGUUUGAAUGUUGUGCCAAUUCACCACAUCGGGAGACUUUCAGAGAUGGUGAAGGAGGGGAUAGAGGAGCUUCAAAAGUAUUUGACUGCUCUGAAAAUGUUUUACAACUCAUUUUCAAGCGAGGUGGUUGGCAUCGAGUGUGUUUCGCAGCGAAAUGAAAGUGGGUUUCCAACACACACAUUCCUCCAAGUCUUCCCACUUGAGAAAAAUUCAGAGAACUUCUUCAUAGACUUUUUAAGAACAAAAAUGGGGAGUUUGCGCGAAGUGAAAAAUGUCGAGAUUGGUCCUUUGGAGGGAUACACAUUUGUCACAACACCGAGUGGAAGGUGUUUCUUUGGGAAACGAGUGAAUGUCAGAAGUAUGAUGUCAGAGUGGUAUCGCGUGAAAGUUGUGAAUUGGAAGGUAUGCCAAGAGGAGUAUUCUUGUGAGGAACGAAAGGCUCGAGAGAUACGACACGACUUUAUGCGGUUUGACACUGUUUUACUUGGAUUGAGAGAUUAG
Molecule: messenger RNA, 2049 nt
Organism: Entamoeba invadens IP1
Lineage: Eukaryota; Evosea; Mastigamoebida; Endamoebidae
Exons: 2
Coding region: 1-2049 (682 amino acids)
Biological process (GO): mRNA splicing, via spliceosome
Cellular component (GO): post-mRNA release spliceosomal complex
Molecular function (GO): RNA lariat debranching enzyme activator activity
Source: RefSeq, a predicted model, not a curated record